AUGACCAGGCUUUUCACCCCUUUGCGCGUUGGAGGCAUGGAGCUUUCUAACCGCAUUGCCAUGGCCCCCAUGACCCGCUUUCGCGUCAAUGAUCACCAUGUCCCUCUCCCUAUCGUCACGGAGUACUACGCCCAGCGUGCUUCCGUGCCAGGAACUCUCCUCGUUACCGAAGGAACCAUCAUUACUCCUCAAGCAGGCGGUUAUGCCAACGUGCCCGGUAUCUGGAACGACGCCCAAGUUACCGCCUGGAAGGAAGUCGCGGACGCUGUGCACGCGAAAGGCUCUUACAUCUACAUGCAGCUUUGGGCGCUGGGCCGUGUAGCGAGCGCUGACAUGCUCAAAGCCUCCGGCUUCGACCUCGUCGCUCCUAGUGAUGUACCAACCUCUUCAGAGGCGCCAUCCCCACGUCCCCUAAACGAGGACGAAAUCCAGUCAUACAUCCAUCACUUUGUGCAGGCCGCUCGCAAUGCUAUUGCUGCGGGCUUCGAUGGUGUUGAGAUUCACGGCGCCAAUGGCUACCUCAUUGACCAGUUCAUACAGGAUGUCACCAACAAGCGAACUGAUCAGUGGGGUGGCAGUGUCGAGAACCGUGCCCGCUUUGCGCUUGAGGUGACCCGCGCCGUCGCCGACGCUGUUGGCGCGGACCGUACAGCUAUCCGCUUCAGCCCUUACAGCAAAUUUCAGGGUAUGAAGAUGAAGGACCCGCAGCCGCAAUUUGCGUAUUUGGCGCGCGAGCUAGCUCCCUUGAAGCUGGCGUAUGUGCAUUUGGUUGAGGGCCGACUUGAAGGUAGUGAGAUUAUUGAAACCACCGAUGAGUUGCACUUUUUCUUGGAUGCGUAUCGGGGUGCUGGGUCAGUGAUGGUAGCUGGUGGAUAUGAGCCUGAAUUGGCGAGGGAGGCAGUGGAUCACAAGUACAAGGAUCACGAUGUGAUUGUUGCGUUUGGUCGGCCGUUUACCUCGAACCCGGAUCUGCCAUUCCGAAUCAAAGAGAAUGUGGCUCUCGUGCCACACGACAGAAAUGUGUUAUAUCUUCCUAAAGACCCAAAGGGGUAUAAUGAUUGGGAGUUUAGCGCUGAAUUUACCAAGGCUGUGCAGAUUGCAGCUUGA
Messenger RNA from Penicillium manginii, 1107 nucleotides. Its product is annotated as alkene reductase. The coding region runs from base 1 to 1107 and encodes 368 amino acids. Gene Ontology annotation, molecular function: FMN binding; NADPH dehydrogenase activity. The record is from RefSeq and is a predicted model, not a curated record. The transcript has a single exon. NCBI's taxonomy places the organism in Eukaryota, Fungi, Ascomycota, Eurotiomycetes, Eurotiales, Aspergillaceae.